Messenger RNA from Entrophospora sp. SA101, 150 nucleotides. The record is from the annotation of a GenBank genome assembly. NCBI's taxonomy places the organism in Eukaryota, Fungi, Glomeromycota, Glomeromycetes, Entrophosporales, Entrophosporaceae.
AUGAGUACAAAGGAAAAUGGCAUAAAUUAUUUAGAAGAUUCCUAUACAACACCUCCACGUCAAGUUUAUAGUGAGUGGUUAGUCCCAACAGCAGGCACACCCUUAAAAAAUCCUAAUUUAGGAGUUACUCAAGAAGUUGCUCAAAUUUAA